Molecule: messenger RNA, 2875 nt
Organism: Aricia agestis (brown argus)
Lineage: Eukaryota; Metazoa; Arthropoda; Insecta; Lepidoptera; Lycaenidae
Product: putative sodium-coupled neutral amino acid transporter 10
Exons: 10
Coding region: 61-2781 (906 amino acids)
Biological process (GO): amino acid transmembrane transport
Molecular function (GO): amino acid transmembrane transporter activity
Source: RefSeq, a predicted model, not a curated record
ACAUAUGGAAAUUUUAGAUAAAUAAUUGAAAAGGACACAUAAUAUAUUAAAUAUUACAAAAUGGGUACGACGGGUCAAUCUAUAACCCUUGCUAACAGUAUUAUAGGCGUCGGAAUCUUAGCGAUGCCGUUCUGCUUCCAACAAUGUGGUGUGUUAUUAGCAACCCUAAUUCUCAUGUGUAUGGGUCUAAUGUCUAGGCUAUGUUGUUAUUUUCUACUCAAAUCAGCCAUUAUUACUAGAAGAAGAAAUUUUGAAUUUUUAGCGUUCCAUAUUUUUGGCCCAGCUGGUAAGAUGGCAGUUGAGACAGGAAUUAUAGGAUUUCUAAUGGGAACAUGUAUUGCAUACUUUGUAGUGGUUGGUGAUUUGGGACCACAGAUUAUUGCCAAAAUGUUGAAUAUUAACCAGAGUGAUAUAUUGAGAACAUCUAUCAUGGUGAUAGUGUCUCUAGUGUGUAUUUUGCCACUGGGGUUGUUGAGGAAUGUGGACAGUCUGAGCAACGUCAGCGCUGCCACAAUUGCAUUCUACUUCUGCUUAGUUAUUAAGGUGAUAGCGGAGGCGACAUCGCAACUGUUAACAACAGAUUGGUACAACCACAUGGAGCUGUGGAAGCCGUCGGGUGUGCUGCAGUGUGUGCCGAUAUUCUCUAUGGCGCUGUUCUGUCAGACGCAGCUAUUCGAGAUCUUCGAGUCGAUGCCGUCUGUGUCUCUGGAGAAGAUGUGUCUCGUCACUAAGAACGCCAUCAAUAUCUGUGCAGCCGUUUACUUAACGCUCGGCUUGUUCGGAUACAUCGCGUUCAAUUCGCAGGAGAUAUCUGGCAACAUUCUAAUGAGCUUGAGUCCGACGUGGGCGAGCGACGUGAUCAAGCUGGGCUUCGUGAUGUCUCUGGCGUUCAGUUUCCCGCUCAUCAUAUUCCCCUGUCGAGCCAGCUUGUAUUCGUUCUUGUAUAGAAAGGCGCAUCCCUCUCAACACGACCACCAGAUGCCGGUGACCACGUUCCGCGUGAUCACGGUGGGCAUCGUGGGUGCGGCACUCGUGGUCAGUCUGUUGUUGCCCAACGUGGAACUGGUGCUGGGUCUGCUGGGCUCCACGGUGGGCGUCCUCGUCUGCGUUGUCUUCCCGGCGGCGUGCUUCCUCAAUGUCACGUUUAAGGAUACUAAUGAACGAUUGUUGGCUAAGUUUGUCGUCGUGCUAGGUCUAUUUAUUCUUGUGUUGGGUACGUUCGCGAAUCUCCAGGCGGCCGAAAACACGAGAGACAAAUAUGACGACCGACACAUAACUAAGGAGAGAAUAGACAAAAUUGUUGAGGACUUUUUCAAUCAUCAACAAGAGUCUGAAGCUGCUUUGAAAAAACCGAAUAUUGAAGUUCCUAAACCAGAAAUAAAUAAAAUAGUAAAGCCUGAAAUUAUAAAAGAUUCCGACUCAGAAGUGCAGCCGCCAAACCCUGUGCCACCAGAAGCUCAACCCGAUCCAGGCUUAAAACUCUUAGAAGAAAAAGAUGAAAAACCUAAAGAAAUAUUGCCAAAUACAAAAGAAGAAAUUUUAAACCGAGAAACGGAAUCGCAUCCCCGAAAUUUAAAACUGAAAACAAAUGGACAAAGUGUAGAUGAGAUUAUUAAAGUUCCUAACGAAAUUAAGGAAGCCAAUGGAGAAGUAGAAAGUAACAUAGAUAAUAAACAAGACAAAAUAUCAAGCCAAGAGAAAAUAGACAUGUUAAAACAGCAGCAGCUAGUAGAAACGAUUAAGCAGCAUGGUGAGGAGCAAAAAGAACUUUUGAAUGAGCAGAAGAAUAUACUAAAAGAGAUUCUAAAAACCAAACAGGAGUUGGAAAACAAAAAGGAGGAAGAAAAUAAUGAAGCCAAAAAAAUAGCGGUGGAGAGUAUACAAAAGAUUGCGAAUAUGGCUAUUCAAAGCAUUGGCGGUGUGACUGAAAAACCGGAUAAGAAACCGGAUCCUAUUCAAAAUAUUGCUGAUGCUGCUGUGAAUGAAAUUGCUAAAAAAGCCGCGGAAACUUUAAACGCAAUCAAACAAAAGGAUAAUUCGCCUAAUAUUGUAAAGCAACCAGAUACUAUAAGUAACGGAGAAAAUAAAGUAAUCAAGAAAUUAGAUGAAGAAAAUAAAAAAUCGGAUCCACUAAACAUAGAGAAACCCGCCCAAAAGCAAAAUAUUGGUAUUGAGAAAGAAAAAUCCAACAUUCUAACAAAUCAAGAAACAAACAAAGUUAUUCUUGAUAAAGUAAAUAAAGUCUUAAAUGACAUUAAACUGAAAAAAGAAAAGGUAGCUAAAAAUGAAAUAAAUAGCAAAACAGAAGAAAAAGAACUAGUAGAACCAUUAGUCGAUAACAAAUCUGACGUAAAAAUUAAAGACAAUCUAACGCCCAUGGAGAAAACUAAAAGUAAAGAAAAGAUUGAAAUUAAUCCAAAAGCACCAAUUCCUUUAAUUAUGAACCCACAAGAUAAUUUUAAUAAAGAGGUACCAAAUAAUAAAAUAGCUGACAGUGCCAAACCACGAGAGAAUAAAAUAAAAAAUGUAGGCGACGAUACUAAUAAGAUUGUCGACAGACAGAAGAGAGAAGUAGUAGAUUGUACAGAAACAACUCGUUUGCAGCCAGAAGAUAAACAAAUAUGCGAAAAUUUAGUUAAUAAACCAAUAAAAGACGCUACGAGUGAUAUACUACCUAAAGUAGAUUUGAAUGAUGCACUGAAUAACAAAAUUCCACUAGAUAUUUUAUCAGUUCACCACAUAAGAUCACUUAAAAGUUUUGCCGAAGAUAAGAAAAGAUAGGAGGUCUUUUUUAUUGAAUUAUUUAAUGUUAUAGUAAAAGUAGCCUAUUUAAAUAACUAUUUUAUGAACCCGAUUGUGAUUUAAUAAAAAUGCC